GCGAGCUCGUUCUGUCACUCACAGGUAUCGGGACGUGUGCGUCCUAUUCGUAUUUUAUUUGAUUUGACUUUUUUUUUAAUUAAAGUGUGAUUGUGAACGUAAAGAUUAAUUAAUAGUGAGACAAUUUAUAGCUUCUCUAUGGAUAUUUUUAAUGAACGUCGUCUACAGGUACAUCAAUAAAGUUUCACAAGAAUUGGAAACGUCCUUGGUGAUUAGAAUGCAUUGAAAAAAAUUUGCAAUAGAUGUUUGGUUUUUCCCACGGCUAUAAAUCAUGGAAGAGACAUAUGAGUGGUGUUGAUACGGAUUUACAAUAAAGGACUAUGGACUUUCAAAAUAAUGAUGUGGGCGUUCGUGCCCUACAAUAGCAUCGAUACAAACAAAUAUUGGGAGAGUUUGUGGGAAUCCCGCAUGUUGCGCCGACGACGGCAGUGCGGAGCCGCGCGGCCCGCAGCAACGGGCGCGAGGGGAGCCGGAGCGCCGCGCUGGAGGAGUGGCUGCACUUUGCCGCGAUUGGUUUCCCGGCGCACUCGUGCCACUGCCGUAAGCGCCCGCUUCAUGUACUCGAAUCUGCUCUCUCUAUCGUCACACUACGACUGAGAAUAGCACUCGCACACGCGCUCUCGACACUCUCGGACGCACUACUCAUUGGUUCAAAACGUACGUCGAGCGACGUAUUAUGGUAAUAUAAAUUGACCAACCGUAGACCAAAUUCGGUUAGUUCGUUAAAGUUGAUUAAAGCCAUUUAACCGGGACGGACACGAGGAUACGAACGGCGCGAGCGUUCGUCGAUCCCGGGGGUUUGGUUAAAUGAAGUCAAAUUGUUUAAUAUCGCAGUAGAUAAAUCUGAGUGUCGGGUCGAGUUCGGUGGAGCGAGCUGUGCACGGCAGGCAGCGAGGCCGCCGCGACGGAGCCGAGCGAGGUGCGCGCCGAGGUAGCGGGCCCGCUGCCGCCCGCCGCCGACGGCUACAUGUACGUGUGCGAGGGCGCCGGCGCCGGCUCGCGCUACGAGUGCGCCUUCGAGCCAGGCCACCACAUGGAGCAGCCACCCUUCGACGACCACAUGUUCGGCGAGUUCGGCAAGGAGCACCACGUGCAGGUGGUGGUGGGCGAGAUCAGCGAGCUGUACCGUGACGAGCGGCCGGUCGCAUUCGCACCCGCCAGUGACCAGAAGCGUAAGGAGGAGCCUUUGCUACUGCAAGCAGUGGACUCCAGCCCGGCAACGCAUCCACCGCCGCCGCCACCACCAACCUCUACUAAGAAGAGCGAUAAAAAGAAAAGCGACAACAACGGAAUCAAGAAGAAGAAAACUAGGACCACUUUUACGGCGUAUCAACUAGAGGAAUUAGAACGAGCGUUUGAGCGCGCACCAUACCCUGAUGUUUUCGCAAGAGAAGAACUGGCUCUUAAACUUAACUUGUCUGAAUCACGAGUACAGGUCUGGUUCCAAAAUCGAAGAGCGAAAUGGCGUAAGCGAGAGCCUCCGCGCAAAACUGGUUAUAUCGGGUCCAGUUCUCCAAGCUCUACGACUUUAGGAGGUAGUUUCUCUGGAAUUGGAGGCAACUUACCAGCGUUCCCUCAGAAUGGCCUCCCUGCUCCAUCUGACUCCUGGUCGUACCAACACCCCUAUGAAAUAUCCUCGCACCAUCUUCUGUCAUCAAGCAGUGCUGGAUAUCCAAGUUUCAACACUCAGCCGGGGGCGUAUUCUUACACGACCGUCCUCAAUGGCCACGACGGACAAAUGUUCGCUCCGAGGCACUCCUACGAAUACGGAGAAGGUAGUCCACCUCCGUUGGGAGUCCGCGAUUACCCGAUGAUGGCAGCUCAUUCGCCACAGAUGGAGGCACAUUCACAUGACGAAAAGCUCGAGUAUCGUUCGCACGAGCACGAAGACAAAUACCCGGCGUGCGCGCUGCAGGAGGAGCCGCCGCGGUACGCUGCGCCAGGGGAGGAAUACGACAAGUGCGCACUGGUCGCACACGAUAAGCAUUACGAAAUGGAGCGCCACUCUGACCUCACGCAGCCUGUCGUCGUCAAGAUGGAGCCCAGCAGCGGCCAGGCUUACACCACGUUGCCUCCUUUUUUGAAUUGAAAUACUCCUUUUCGAAAUUAUCCUAGCAUUAGUGUAUGAAGCCAGAGUAAUUUCGAAAGGGAGUAUUAGCAAGUAAUGUCGCAGACGAUGAUGCAGACUGUCUUCUGUAUCCUUGUUUUAUUCUCAAGCCCUGCCUAUAUUUUGUAUGAAUUAAUUCAUGCUGAUUAUUACAUCGUUUCAGAAAUGAGUUCAUAUAAAGUGUAGGUACCUUCUUUCGAUUUGAAUAUAAUAAAUUCUAUUAUUACUAUUCGACUAGGUAUUGAAUUAGUUAGGUAAAUUUUUAUAUUUU
Spodoptera litura is the source of this 2378-nucleotide messenger RNA. RefSeq lists its product as uncharacterized. Lineage: Eukaryota; Metazoa; Arthropoda; Insecta; Lepidoptera; Noctuidae. The record is from RefSeq and is a predicted model, not a curated record. Gene Ontology annotation, molecular function: DNA-binding transcription factor activity, RNA polymerase II-specific; RNA polymerase II transcription regulatory region sequence-specific DNA binding. Gene Ontology annotation, biological process: regulation of transcription by RNA polymerase II.